AUGGAGAUGGUGACAGAUUUUAGUUUAGUGGAGGUAAUGGGUGCAUUAUAUGCAGUGCAAUUUUGCAAAGAGCUUCUAAUGAGAAUUCCGUUCCCUUCAUGGGUUUUCUUGAUACCCUUAUACUCAAUUUUCCUCAGCUUUUGUAUCUUUGUGGUGUCCGACCAAUGUUUGGAGACUCAGAAGUCCUUAUUGCUCCAAUUGAAGAACGACCUUACAAUCAGUCCUGUUACGUCCAAAAAACUUGCUCAGUGGAAUCAAACUGCAAAUUGCUGUUUCUGGGCAGGUGUAAACUGCUUGGAGGGACGUGUUAGUGGUCUCGAUCUGACCAACGAAGCCAUUUCUGGUAAAUUAAGCAGCCUCUUCAAGCUUCAGAAUCUCCAGAACCUGAGCUUGGCUUACAACUACUUCAACGGUUCUCAGAUUCCAUCGGAGUUUGGCAAGCUGACGAAUUUGAGAUAUUUGAACCUAUCAAAUGCUGGAUUUGGAGGGCAGAUACCAAUUGAGAUUUCGCAUUUGACAAGGUUGGUUUCUCUUGAUUUAUCUGCCGUUUACUUCCCCGAAUUUACUCGUCUGAAACUUGAGAAUCCAAACUUAAAUAUGUUGGUUCAGAACCUUCCGGAACUUAUAGAACUUCAUCUUGAUGGGGUAAACAUAUCAGCACAAGAGAAUGAGUGGUGCCAGGCCUUAUCUUCUUCACUGCCGAAUCUGAGGGUGUUGAGUUUGUCAAAUUGUUAUCUUUCAGGCCCCAUUGAUUCCACCUUACUGAAGCUUCAUUCCCUCUCGAUUAUUCGUCUGGAUAAUAACAAUUUGUCUAGUCCAGUUCCAGAGUUCUUCGCAAAUUUCUCUAAUUUGACGUCCUUGCGUCUCAGUUCUUCUGGGUUGAUAGGCACAUUUCCAGGAAAGAUCUUCCAGGUACCAACACUAGAGAUUCUUGACUUGUCUAAUAAUGGACAACUUCAUGGUGUUUUGCCAGAUUUUCCUCAGAAUGGAUCUCUUCGCACUCUGGUUCUUAGCCAAACAAACUUUUCAGGGACAUUAUCAGAUUCUAUCGAUUACUUCCACUCGCUGGGAAGAGCUUCUGAAUCUGGUAAGCCUUGA
Alnus glutinosa is the source of this 1098-nucleotide messenger RNA. Its product is annotated as receptor-like protein 6. The transcript is spliced from 3 exons. The coding region runs from base 1 to 1098 and encodes 365 amino acids. Lineage: Eukaryota; Viridiplantae; Streptophyta; Magnoliopsida; Fagales; Betulaceae. Gene Ontology annotation, molecular function: protein binding. The record is from RefSeq and is a predicted model, not a curated record.